GGCGCAGGAGACAGGCUGCAGUUCGCGGAGGCUGUGGGUUUUCAGCGAAAAUGCUUCUGUAAUUCGAUCUCCCCUUGUUUCUAGUCGGUGUUGGUUGGUAGGGUCCUUGGCAGUUUCACAUGUGUGCCUGUCAGUUUGAGAACCUUCAUCUCUGGAGUCUUUUGCCUUCACUCCUGUAUCUUCAGAUUAGCUACUCUGUGUCCAGUGUCUCCGUUUCGAUAACCCUGUUACAAACGGCCCAGCCCCCCUCCCUCUCCGCCACCAACACCAUCAUCACAGCCCCCCAGUGUUUCGGCAUCCCGAAAGAAAAGUGGGCUCGGAGAGACAAUCUGUAAAAAAAAAAAACUGAAAGAGCAGUGAGUGGGGAGACUGCUGGAGAAGUGUUUUGUCUGCCGAUUCUUUCAUCACGGAGCUGCAGUGUGUUGUAAAGAAGUUGGGACGUCUUUGGUGAAGUUUUGCCACGGUUCAGUACAAUGGGAUGCUAAAUAAGAUUACAGGCAGGGCGGUCAAAACUAUUCAUGUGAAAGAUAUUGUGCUGCCGGAGAUGCAUUCGUAGCCUGACUAGGUACAUACAGUAGUUAAAAGCUCAGCUGCACAUCGCGCUUAAAGUAGGUAGACCUAAGCUGAAUGCGGGGUGGAGUUUCCAGUGAGCUAGACUGCUUUGGACACAGAAUGCUUCAAGUAUGGAUGUGAAAGAGCGCAGGCCUUAUUGCUCGCUGACAAAGAGCAGACGAGACAAAGAACGCCGCUACACCAGCUCCUCUGUGGAUAGCGAGGAGUGCAGAGUGCCUACCCAAAAAUCCUACAGCUCAAGUGAGACUCUCAAGGCUUUCGAUCAUGACUCCUCGAGGCUGCUGUAUGGAAACAGAGUGAAGGAAAUGGUUCACAGGGAAGCAGAUGAAUAUACCAGGCAAGGGCAGAAUUUUACCCUCAGGCAACUGGGGAUUUGUGAACCGGCAACUCGAAGGGGCCUGGCCUUUUGUGCCGAGAUGGGGCUUCCCCAUCGUGGCUACUCUGUCGGCGCAGGGUCAGACGUUGACACCGAAAACGAAGGAGUGAUGUCUCCAGAGCAUGCCAUGCGGCUUUGGGGCAGAGGGGUCAAGUCGGGGAGAAGCUCGUGCCUGUCAAGUCGCUCCAAUUCGGCCCUUACCCUGACUGACACAGAACAUGAAAAUAAGUCCGACAGUGAGAAUGGUUCUCCCAUGCCAUCCUCCUUAUCCAGUCCAUCAGUCAUUGAGCAUUCACAUUCCCAACCUCCAUCACCCAAUCUCCAUGACAACCAGAGGCCGUUGCUAAGUAAUGACACCACCCAACCAGUUCAUGAUUCUGACACGGAUGAAGAAUACACUGCCAGUUUGUAUUUACCAGUAAUACAGGCUGGCUCAGUUCCUGUCUGUAUUCCAAGUAAUGUCUCGUGUUUUGGAGCAGAACAACCCCCCAACCACCACCAAGGCCCGCCCGCGAUCCAGCCCAUCCCUCCUCCCCACAAGCCUCACCCAGCCCAGGCGCACCCAUCCGUCACCUCUCUGAACCGCAACUCCCUGACGAGUCGGAGGAACCAAAGCCCGGCCCCUCCGGCCGCCCUGCCCGCCGAGCUGCAAACCACACCUGAAUCCGUCCAGCUGCAGGACAGCUGGGUCCUGGGCAGCAAUGUGCCUCUGGAAAGCAGAAAAUUAGCAAAGCAAGCAGUUCUCGAAAAUGGGCAUGACAACCUUAUAGAGAUGGAUGUAUUUACUCCAACGUGCCACGAUGGCGGUUAUGGGGAUGGGCACUUCCUCUUUAAGACAGGCACGGGCACAACACCUCUCUUCAGCACAGCCACCCCAGGCUACACGAUGGCGACCGGGGCCGUCUACUCCCCGCCAACCCGGCCCUUGCCUCGGAACACGCUCUCCAGAAGUGCAUUUAAAUUCAAGAAGUCGUCGAAGUACUGCUCCUGGAGGUGCACCGCCCUCAGUGCGGUCGGCGUCUCCGUCCUGUUGUCCAUCCUGCUCUCUUACUGCAUAGCCAUGCACCUGUUUGGCCUCAACUGGCAGCUACAGGACACUGAAAACUACACAUUUGAGAAUGGGCAGAUGAAGUCUGAUGCCACGCCAACCAAUGCAGUAACAGUGCUCACGUCCGACAAUGGGAAGCUUGGAGUGUUCUAUCAAGAAAACAACACCAUAGACACCGGAGAGGUGGAUGUAGGGCGGAGGGCAGCACAAGAGGUGCCCCCUGGGAUCUUCUGGAGAUCACAGCUCUUCAUUGACCAACCGCAGUUCCUGAAAUUCAACAUUUCGGUCCAGAAAGACGCGCUGAUUGGAGUAUAUGGAAGAAAAGGCCUGCCACCUUCCCACACUCAGUAUGACUUUGUGGAGCUGCUGGAUGGCAGCAGGUUGAUUGCCAAAGAAAAGCGCAGCCUGAUUGAGUUGGAAAGCAGGAGCAGGAAAGCCCGAUCUGUCAGCGUCCACGAAGCAGGAUUUAUCCAGUACCUUGACUCUGGAAUUUGGCAUUUGGCCUUCUAUAAUGAUGGAAAAAAUUCAGAGCAGGUGUCCUACAACACCAUUGUCAUAGAUUCUGUUAUGGAGUGUCCACACAAUUGCCAUGGAAACGGCGAUUGUCUUUCAGGAACGUGCCAUUGCUUCCCCGGAUUUCUUGGGCCAGACUGCUCUAGAGCGGCCUGCCCCGUUCUCUGCAGCGGGAAUGGCCAGUACUCGAGGGGCCGCUGCCUGUGCUUCAGCGGCUGGAAGGGGACGGAGUGCGACGUGCCGAACAACCAGUGCAUCGACGUCCACUGCGGGGGUCACGGCAUCUGCAUCGUGGGCUCCUGCGUCUGCAACACCGGCUACAAGGGCGAGAACUGCGAGGAAGUGGAUUGUUUGGACCCAUCUUGUUCUUCUCACGGGGUCUGCAUCCACGGAGAGUGCCACUGCAACUCGGGCUGGGGUGGAACCAGCUGCGAGAUACCCAAGACCAUGUGCCCUGACCACUGCUCCGGCCAUGGGACCUACCAGGCCGAAAGUGGCACUUGUACCUGCGAUACCAGCUGGACAGGUCCGGACUGCUCUGUCGAGGUGUGCACCGUGGACUGCGGCUCCCACGGGAUGUGCAUCAGCGGGAGCUGCCGCUGCGAGGAGGGCUGGACCGGGGCGGUGUGCGACCAGAGAGCCUGCCACCCGCGCUGCUCCGAGCACGGCACCUGCAGAGACGGGAAGUGCGAGUGCAACCAGGGCUGGAACGGGGAGCACUGCACCAAUGCUCACAAUCUGGAUAAACUAGUUAAAGACAAGAUAGGAUAUAAAGAGGGCUGCCCCGGGCUCUGCAAUAGCAAUGGAAGGUGUACCUUAGACCAAAAUGGCUGGCACUGUGUCUGCCAGUCCGGCUGGAGAGGGGCGGGCUGUGACGUCGCUAUGGAGACCCUGUGCACCGAUAGUAAGGACAAUGAAGGAGAUGGAUUGGUUGAUUGUAUGGAUCCUGACUGCUGCUUGCAAAGCUCGUGCCAGAACCAGCCAUACUGCCGCGGAUCGCCGGACCCCACUGACAUCAUUGGACAGAGCCAGCAGCCACCCCCCCAGCACGCCGCCAAGUCCUUCCACGACCGGAUCAGCUUCCUCGUGGGCCUGGACAGCACCCACGUCAUCCCCGGGGAGAAUCCUUUUAACAGAAGUCUGGUGUCCAUCAUCCGAGGUCAGGUUCUAACAGCGGAUGGAACCCCCCUCAUUGGAGUUAACGUGUCCUUUGUGCACUAUCCCGGACACGGAUUCACUGUCACCCGCCAAGAUGGAAUGUUUGACUUGCUGGCCAAUGGUGGGGCCUCUCUGACUCUGAGCUUUGAACGUGCUCCAUUUCUCACCCAGUACCGCACCGUGUGGAUCCCAUGGAAUGUCUUUUAUGUCAUGGACACUCUAGUCAUGAAGAAAGAGGAAAACGAUAUCCCCAGCUGUGACCUGAGCGGAUUCGUAAGGCCCAACCCGGUUAUCGUUUCAUCUCAGUUGUCCACUUUCUUCCGGUCUUCCCCCGAAAACAGCCCCAUCAUUCCUGAAACACAGGUUCUUCAAGAGGAGACUUCAAUCCCGGGCAGCGACCUCAAUCUCUUCUACUUGAGCUCUCGAGCUGCAGGCUACAAGCCUGUUCUCAAGGUGACCAUGACCCAGGCCAGUAUCCCCUUCAACCUCAUGAAGGUCCAUCUGAUGGUGGCUGUGGUGGGCAGGCUCUUCCAAAAGUGGUUUCCAGCCUCCCCCAGCCUCUCUUACACGUUCAUAUGGGACAAAACGGAUGCUUACAAUCAAAAGGUCUACGGCCUGUCAGAGGCAGUGGUGUCUGUGGGCUUUGAAUAUGAAUCCUGCCUCGAUCUGAUCCUUUGGGAAAAAAGGACGGCAAUUUUGCAAGGAUACGAACUGGAUGCUUCAAAUAUGGGAGGCUGGUCAUUAGACAAGCAUCAUGUGCUGGAUGUGCAGAAUGGAAUCCUGUACAAGGGCAAUGGAGAGAACCAGUUCAUCUCCCUGCAGCCCCCCGUGGUCGGCACCAUCAUGGGCAACGGCCGGCGCCGGAGCAUCUCCUGCCCCAGCUGCAACGGCCAGGCCGACGGGAACAAGCUCCUGGCCCCGGUCGCGCUGGCCUGCGGCAUCGACGGCAGCCUCUACGUCGGCGACUUCAAUUACGUGCGACGCAUCUUUCCCUCCGGCAACGUCACGAGCGUCAUGGAGCUGAGAAAUAAAGAUUUCAGACAUAGCAACAACCCGGCCCACAGAUACUACCUGGCCACCGACCCUGUCACCGGACAGCUGUACGUGUCCGACACCAACUCGCGCAGGAUCUACCGGCCGAAGCUGCUCACGGGGGCGAGGGACCUGCUGCUGAACGCCGAAGUGGUGGCGGGGACGGGCGAGCAGUGCCUGCCCUUCGACGAGGCCAGAUGUGGCGACGGGGGGAAGGCGACCGAAGCCUUGCUCAUGGGUCCUAAAGGUAUUGCUGUCGACAAGAAUGGGUUCAUAUACUUUGUUGAUGGGACGAUGAUCCGUAAGGUCGAUCAGAAUGGCAUCAUCUCCACACUCCUUGGGUCAAAUGACCUCACCUCAGCCCGCCCCCUGACCUGUGACACCAGCAUGCACAUUAGUCAGGUUCGCUUGGAGUGGCCUACGGACCUGGCCAUCAACCCCAUGGAUAACUCCAUUUACGUUCUGGACAACAACGUCGUGCUCCAGAUCACAGAGAACCGCCAGGUGCGGAUUGCGGCCGGCCGGCCGAUGCACUGCCAGGUCCCAGGGAUGGAGUACGCCAUGGGCAAGCGGGCCGUUCAGACCACCCUGGAGUCCGCCAGCGCCAUCGCGGUGUCGUACAGCGGCGUGCUCUACAUAGCCGAGACGGACGAGAAGAAGAUCAACCGCAUUAGGCAGGUGACGACCGACGGCGAGAUCUCGCUCCUGGCGGGCUCCCCGUCGGACUGCGACUGCAAGGACGAUGCCAACUGCGACUGCUAUCUGACCGGGGACGGGUACGCCAAAGACGCCAAGCUGAACGCGCCUUCGUCCCUCGUGGUGUCGCCCGACGGCACGUUAUACAUAGCCGACCUGGGGAACAUUAGGAUCCGGGCUGUCUUCAAGAAUAAGCCGCUGUUAAAUCUGCUGAACUACUACGAGGUGGCCUCUCCUGCAGACCAAGAGCUGUACGUCUUCGACAUCAACGGCACUCACCAGUACACCAUGAGCCUGAUUACUGGGGACUACAAGUAUAACUUCAGCUACAGUAACGACAAUGAUAUCACCGCCGUCACAGACAGUAACGGGAACACCCUCCGUAUCAGGAGAGACACGAACCGCAUACCGGUCAGGGUGGUCUCUCCAGACAAGCAGGUCAUACAGCUCACUAUUGGGACCAACGGAGGACUGAAGUCUCUCACUGCCCAGGGCCAGGAUCUGGUUCUCUUCACCUAUCAUGGCAGCAGUGGCCUUUUGGCAACAAAGAGCAUCGAGAUUGGAUGGACCACUUUUUUCGACUAUGACAGCGAAGGCCGCCUAACGAAUGUGACUUUUCCAACGGGAGUCGUGACCAGUCUCCAUGGGGAAAUGGAAAGGGCUAUCACUGUGGGCAUUGAGACUUCAGGGAGGGAUGAGGACGUCAGCAUCACCACUAACCUCUCAUCCAUUGAUUCGUUCUACACUCUGGUUCAAGACCAGUUAAGAAACAGUUACCAGGUUGGCUUUGACAACUCCCUGAGGGUUCUUUAUGCCAAUGGCAUGGAUACCCAUUACCAGACGGAGCCUCACAUUCUGGCAGGCACUGCCAACCCAACAGUGGCCCGGCGCAACAUGACACUGCCUGGGGAGAACGGUCAGAACCUGGUGGAGUGGCGUUUCCGUAAGGAGCAGACCAGAGGCAAGGUCAACGUGUUUGGAAGGAAGCUUCGGGUGAAUGGCAGGAACCUCCUCUCUGUGGACUAUGACCGAACCUCCCAGACAGAGAAGAUCUAUGAUGACCACCGUAAAUUUCUGCUGAAGAUAAUUUAUGACUCCUCGGGUCACCCUACUCGUUGGGUGCCUAGCAGCAAGAUGAUGUCUGUCAACAUCACUUACUCGGCCACAGGACAGAUCACAAGCAUGCAGAGAGGCCCCACGAGUGAGAGGGUGGAAUACGACGACCAAGGCAGGCUCGUCUCCCGGGUGUUUGCGGACGGGAAGAUAUGGAGUUACACGUACCUUGAAAAGUCAAUGGUGCUGCUGCUCCACAGUCAACGCCAGUACAUCUUUGAUUAUGAUUUAUUGGAUCGUUUGUCUGCCAUAACAAUGCCGAGCGUGGCCCGUCACACAAUGCAGACCAUUCGCUCAGUUGGGUAUUACCGCAAUAUUUACAGUCCCCCUGAAAGCAAUGCCUCUGUCAUUGUGGACUACAGUGAAGAUGGGCAGCUGCUGCAAGUGUCACACUUGGGAACAGGCAGGCGAGUCCUGUAUAAAUACAGAAGACAAAAUAAGCUCUCCGAGAUCUUGUAUGACAGCACGCGUGUCAGCUUCACAUAUGAUGAGACGGCAGGCGUCCUUAAAACUGUGAACCUGCAAAGUGAGGGCUUUAUCUGCACCAUUAGGUACAGACAGAUUGGCCCUUUAAUCGAUAGACAGAUCUUCCGCUUCAGUGAAGGUGGGAUGGUAAAUGCUCGCUUUGACUACACCUAUGACAACAGCUUCCGUGUGACCAGCAUGCAGGGCGUGAUAAAUGAAACGCCUCUGCCCAUUGACCUCUACCAAUUCGAUGACAUCUCUGGGAAAGUCGAACAGUUUGGCAAGUUUGGCGUGAUCUACUACGACAUCAACCAGAUCAUUUCCACAGCCGUCAUGACUUACACCAAGCACUUUGACGACCAUGGUCGGAUCAAAGAGAUCCAGUAUGAAAUAUUCCGCUCUCUGAUGUAUUGGAUAACCAUACAAUAUGACAACAUGGGCCGCGUGACCAAGAGAGAGGUCAAAAUUGGGCCGUUCGCCAACACUACAAAGUACGGUUACGAGUACGAUGUGGAUGGGCAACUUCAGACGGUCUACCUGAACGAGAAGAUCAUGUGGCGGUACAACUACGACCUGAACGGAAAUCUGCACCUGCUGAACCCCAGCAGCAGUGCCCGCCUGACUCCUCUGCGCUACGACUUGAGAGACAGGAUCACCCGCCUGGGCGACGUUCAGUACCGGCUGGAUGAGGACGGUUUCCUGCGGCAGAGGGGGGCUGAAAUCUUCGAGUAUAACUCCAAGGGCCUCCUCGUCCGCGUGUACAGCAAGGGCAACGGCUGGACGAUCCAGUACCGCUACGACGGCCUCGGGAGGAGGGUCUCCACCAGGACGAGCCUGGGGCAGCACCUCCAGUUUUUCUAUGCCGACCUCAACUACCCGACCCGGAUCACCCACGUUUAUAACCACUCCAGCUCGGAGAUCACCUCCCUCUACUACGACCUGCAAGGACACCUCUUCGCCAUGGAGAUCAGCAGUGGAGAGGAGUUCUACAUCGCCUGUGACAAUACAGGAACGCCCCUGGCCGUUUUCAGCAGCAACGGUCUGAUGAUUAAGCAAGUCCAGUACACGGCUUAUGGAGAAAUCUACUUCGAUUCCAACCCAGACUUUCAGCUGGUCAUAGGAUUCCACGGGGGCCUGUAUGACCCUCUGACAAAGCUUCUGCACUUCGGGGACCGAGACUACGAUAUCCUGGCAGGACGCUGGACUACCCCCGACAUCACCACCUGGAUGAAAGUGGGAAAGGACCCUGCACCAUUUAACCUCUACAUGUUUCGGAACAACAAUCCCGUCAGCAAAGUGCAUGACGUCAAAGAGUAUAUCACAGAUGUCAACAGCUGGCUGGUGACAUUUGGAUUCCAUCUGCACAAUGCCAUCCCUGGCUUUCCUAUUCCCAAAUUCGACAUGACAGAACCUUCCUUUGAGUUGAAAAAGAGUCAGCUUUGGGAUGAUUUACCGUCUGUUUCCGGAGUUCAGCAAGAAGUCGUGAGACAGGCAAAGGCAUUCCUGUCGUUCGGAAAGAUGCCGGAGAUUCAGUUCAGCAGGCGCCGAUCGAGCAGGGAGAAAUCGUGGCUCUGGUUUGCAACCCUCAAGUCGCUCAUUGGGAAAGGGGUGAUGCUGGCCGUCAAUCAGGGGCGGGUGGUGACCAAGGCACUGAACAUCGCCAACGAGGACUGCAUCAAGGUCGCCGACAUCCUGAACAACGCCUUCUACCUGGAGAACCUGCACUUCACCAUCGAGGGCAGGGACACCCACUACUUCAUCAAGACCGGGCUGCCGGAGAGCGACCUGGGCAACCUGCGGCUAACGAGCGGGCGCAAGUCCCUGGAGAACGGCGUCAACGUCACCGUCUCGCAGUCCACCACGGUGGUAAACGGCAGGACUCGCAGGUUCGCGGACGUGGAGAUGCAGUACGGCGCCCUGGCGCUGCACGUGCGGUACGGCAUGACCCUGGACGAGGAGAAGGCCCGCGUCCUGGAGCAGGCCCGGCAGAGAGCCCUCUCCAGCGCCUGGGCCAGGGAGCAGCAGCGAGUGCGCGACGGCGAGGAGGGGGCGAGACUGUGGACCGAGGGGGAGAAGCGCCAGUUGCUAAGCGCCGGAAAAGUACAAGGUUAUGAUGGGUACUAUGUACUCUCCGUAGAGCAAUACCCCGAGUUAGCCGACAGUGCUAACAACAUACAGUUCCUAAGACAAAGCGAAAUAGGGAAGAGGUAACAAACUGUUCAUUACCGGCUGCCAAAGAGACUGCCUGUGGCCAUUCCCACUUGGGGAACCGAACUGAAGUGUUGGCACGCGUAGCUACAACAGAGUACAUGUAGAAAAUAACUACUACUUAGGCCUUAACAAGGCCGUGACACAGAUUUGCGUCUGUAGCACAACCUUGAUGGACUUCAAACUCUUGUGUAAAAGAAAGAGAGUCAAGGAGAAAAAGAGUGGUGGUUUGUGGAAUCAAAUUGUUUUUACAAAUGACCUUAAAAGGUGAUCUGCUUUAAAAAUUAAAAAAAAAAAGUUUAAAAAAGAAAUGUGUUUACAUAUGCAUAUCACUGCACUCGACUGGACUAAUAUGUAUAAAGCCUAUUGGUUUUCUUUCUAGGCAAUGUCUAUAAUCAGAUGUUUGUUUUCAUUCUGAAUGGUUGACCUUUGCUUAUAAAAAAAAGUAGUUUCGCUCUUAAUAAGAACUGAUGUGUCUCAGUAACCAGCCAAAACUGGGAAAUUCUGCUGUUAAUAAAUCCAACUGCUUUUACUGUGCCGCUUCCUGAGAGGACAUUGUUGCCAGUGACCUGCUACCGGAGAUAUCAGAUUUAUUGUUAAUUUUUUAAUGGUAUUGUAGUGCUCCUUGGGAAAGAUACAAUUAAAGCAAAGAGAAACAACUGACGCAACAAAAUCAUGUCGUACAAAGCAAAGGAAAACCCAAACUUUUUUGUAAAUUAUGUGAGACAAGUUCUUUAUGGAUUUUUUAUAUGAAUUCCAAUUAACUGUUCAUCGAAUAUUAGUCUCAGAGGAGGUAAUUUAUGUAAAGUGUUUAUACAUAAAAAUAAAAUCUUAAAAAUACUGAG
Messenger RNA from Lepisosteus oculatus (spotted gar), 10027 nucleotides. Lineage: Eukaryota; Metazoa; Chordata; Actinopteri; Semionotiformes; Lepisosteidae. The record is from RefSeq and is a predicted model, not a curated record.